AUGCCCAAGAUCAAAGCGGUUGAGAAGCUCACAAUCACCUUCUUGGUCGACAACAGCAUCGAAUGGAUGACGAAGUUGCCCCCCGGGUUCAUCUUGGAAGUACCAUUGCACUUGACGCAUCCGGAUGUACCUAUAGAUGCUCUGACCGGGGUGCCAUUUGUUGAUCUCGAGAACUAUUGUUGUGGCGCACACGGAUUCUCCGCGCUGAUUGAAACCGAAGUCGAGGGCGAAGAGUCGCGCCUAACGCUCUUCGACACCGGCCCUGACUCGCGCUCGAUCAUCCGCAACGUCCAAGCCCUCCGCAUCCCCGUCGAGCGCAUCGAGCGCAUCGUCCUCUCCCACUGGCACGCGGACCACUCAGGAGGCAUGCUCGCCCUCCUCCGCCACCGCGCCGCGUCCGUCCUCUCCACCGCCGCCGCGGCCCCGCCGUGCGUCGUCGACCUGCACCCGGACCGUCCGCUCGCGCGGGGUAUCGCGCCGGUGUCCGCCGGGGGGCGCGUCGUCGGGCGGCUGCCGGACGACCCGCACUUCGCCGCGCUCGAGGCCGCGGGCGCGCGCGUGGAGACCCACGCCGUGGGCCACGCCGUUGCAGGCGGUGCGGUGUGGGUGAGCGGGGAGAUCCCGCGCGUGACGCACUUCGAGGGGGGACUGCCCUCGGGCGUGCGCUGGGUCGAGCGGGAGGGGGAGGCGACGGGGAAGUGGGUGCCCGAAGAAGAUGUAAUGGACGAACGGUAUGCGGCGAUUGACGUACUGGGGAAGGGUCUGGUUAUUUUCUCAUCGUGCUCCCACGCCGGGAUUGUGAAUGUGGUAAAGGAUGCCAUCAAUACCUUUGCUCGUCCGGUGUACAUGAUCAUCGGAGGGCUGCAUCUCGCUGGAACGGAGCUCGUGGAACGAAUCCCUCCGACAGUGGAUUUUUUGGCUAGCAAGAUGAGACCAUCACCGACGUACGUUCUCCCGAUGCACUGCACUGGUUUCGCAGCGAAGGUCGCGUUGGAGGAUGCUCUCGGCGAAGGAUGCGUGCCUGCCGGAGUUGGACACAGGAUCAUCGUGGAAGGGUCUGCCGAGGCUGAGAAGAGGCUGUUCGCCGCAACGUACUCCCAGUGA
Molecule: messenger RNA, 1104 nt
Organism: Epithele typhae
Lineage: Eukaryota; Fungi; Basidiomycota; Agaricomycetes; Polyporales; Epitheliaceae
Product: beta-lactamase-like protein
Exons: 7
Coding region: 1-1104 (367 amino acids)
Molecular function (GO): transferase activity
Source: RefSeq, a predicted model, not a curated record